Molecule: messenger RNA, 993 nt
Organism: Physcomitrium patens
Lineage: Eukaryota; Viridiplantae; Streptophyta; Bryopsida; Funariales; Funariaceae
Source: RefSeq, a predicted model, not a curated record
AUCUGUUCCAGGCACUCACCUCCGCCCACCUGAAAGAAUUUAUAAUAAUUCGAUGGAGCUUUCAGAAUCAGGUCAGAAGCUGCGGAUCAGAGUGUCAACUCACGCGGCGCUUCAGGUGGAUUGUGCAUCUGGCUUGCCUUGUGCAGCUCAGCUUAGCUCAACGAAAUCCCACUUAGUGUCUUGUCAUAGCUUGUUCACCUCAACUAGUGCUUGCGAUUUGUGUCUAACUGAGUUCUGUGAGCAUUCGAGCUCGUUCACUGUGAUAGUUUUCAGUGUUGCUGAACGCUGAGUAUUGUUGCACCCUUUUGUUUCUUCGAGACGAUUUAGAGUUACAAUGGCCGUGUCUGCUCGCCGAAAUGGUAUCUGGGCUGCUGCUGCAGCAAUUUGUAUGGUGGCUCUCUUUGUUCAAGCCGGCGCUCAGGGUGUGAUAAUGAAUGCCCCGGAAUCGUCUGUGGGUGGCGUGUAUGCUCCUCAAUGGGCUCCCGUGGCUUCCCCCGAGUAUGCACCCGAAAUGUCUCCUCCAGGGUCUCCCGAGUACGCUCCUGCUAUGGCUCCCAUGACUCCUUCUGAAGGUCCUUCCAAUGCCGCUCCCGAAGUGCCACCUGCUGCUCCCGCUCCCGAGACGAGCCCCAUGGGAUCCCCAUCCAUGUCUCCUGGCCCUUCCGUGGAUUCGCCUGCUCCUGGUCCUAACCCAAUGGAGUCUGGUGCAAGCAACACUGUCCCAAGCUUUGCAGCCCUCUUCGUCGGACUCGCCGCAUACCUCUUGUACUGAUCUGCGACUCAACUGAUCUCCUGACGAGAUUGUAGCAUAUAAAUUAUUGUAGGGUUUGCACCGCCUUUCGGAAGAGUUUCAAUGUUGAGUGACAUCGAUAUGUGCUAGGGUGUAUACAGGAACCAUUCUUUAUCAUUCUUUUGUGUGUCUUAUCGACACACAACCGCGGUGGUCAAAUUGAUCAUCUAAUAACAAUCAUCACAUUGAUCUUGAAUUUUAAA